UCGGAUUCUUCAUGUUCGAGUGUGUGUGUGUGUGCAGGCAAGGGAAAAAAUCGCACCAUUUUUCUCGUGCUCUCUUGCGUGCGUUUUUUGGCCUUUCGAGGAAAGUUUCGGUGGAAGUAUAAUAAACAGAAGCCCAGCUAAAUAUGUAAAAAGUAGUGAAUUAAGUAGUUAUCGAGAAAGCGACGGAAGCUCAGCUGCAAAAUCGAGUUGCAAAUUUUAAUUCGGUCCGAACGUGUGUAACUGUGUCUGUGCGUGCGUGCGUAUGUGAGUGUAUGGGUGAAAAAAUGAGGCGUAGUGAAAAUGCGUGCAAAACUGUAUAAAAGAUUGCUAUGAUUUUAAGGCGAUUGACACAUGUGGUAUAAGUGUAUAAGCGUGCAACUGACCGGUUAAAUUGUCCAUAACUGGAAUUUAACUACACCCUUAAAGCAGCAGGAAGCACUUUUGACUAAAAUGUCAGCCGAGACUGGGAAAAACAUAGCAACAAAUUGAAUAAAUUCGAUUUUGAGUUUCGGAUUUGUUGUCACACAAAUUGUUGGAUAAAAUGUGCAAAAGUGUGUUUGUCAAAUUGUUUAGCCAAAAUUAUUUGUUUACCUAGUUAUUCAGCGUAGCACGAAACUGUUUUCCACAAUUCCCCUUAACAACACACACCUGGCUAAGUUGCACCGGAAUAAUAUAGAACUGAACCAAAAGUUAAAGCCGAAACUCGAUCAAUUGUUCAGCGGCAAACGGAUUAGCAAAAGUAAUAUACCAAUUCUACGACAAAUAGCCCGCCUUCUGACAUCUCUACACACAACUUCACAGCACACACACCCAACAAAAACCUGCAAAAAAAAUUAAAAACAAAAUAAAGCCUUGAAUUUCAAGGAGAUGCUGCUCAAAUUUAAUACUUAAUGUCAAACAACAUCGACGACUCAACAGCAACAAGAACAGGAAAAGGAACAACAGGAAUAACUGUGAGCUAGCGAACAGAGAGCGAGACGGCCUCAUUACACACACCUGUCGUUUAGCCUUAAACGAGUGGGAGAGAGCAUCUUCUGUGAUCGUGUGUGUUGGCCGCAUGCGCGACAUGCGCGGACGCUAAGUGAGUGUGAGUGAGUGCGCGAGUGUGCGUGUGAGUGCGCGGUGAGGAUAAUUCGCUCAAUUCGCACGCAUCCCAUAGAUCCUGCUGAUCCUCCAGUUUGUGCAGCAAACAAAUCUUGCAUUUCGGAUCAAACCAAUCGCCAAACAGCAAGAACAACAACAAGAAGAACAACAACAAGUACAUCAAACGCAGCAGCGGCAGCCGAUAAAAAUUCAUUAUCAAAAUUAACGGAAAGGCGAUCAAGAUCUUGAGUCAAAAUUCAAGCGAGAUUAGCUAGGCAAAAUGCAGCGACGUGAACGGCAAACAAGUGGCGGUGGCCCACAAACGACAACUGCCGGUCCAUCCGCUGGUAAUGUGGCAAAUGCCACCACAGCCCUAGCAGGUGGUAAAAGCUCAAGCAAUAACAUGUAUUCCACCCGCCAAUCUGUAAGCACCACUACCGGUGUACUUAUGGUCGGACCAAAUUUUCGUGUCGGUAAAAAAAUUGGCUGUGGUAAUUUUGGCGAAUUGCGUUUAGGCAAAAAUCUUUACAACAAUGAACAUGUAGCAAUAAAAAUGGAGCCUAUGAAGUCAAAGGCUCCGCAACUACACUUAGAGUAUAGGUUUUAUAAACUAUUAGGAUCACAUGCCGAUAACGCCCCAGAUGGCAUACCACGCAUUUAUCAUUUGGGCACUUGCGGUGGCCGUUACAAUGCCAUGGUUUUAGAGUUAUUGGGAUUAUCAUUAGAAGAUCUCUUCAAUAUUUGCGCCCGUAAAUUUUCACUUAAGACUGUAUUGAUGAUAGCGAAACAACUUCUCCACCGGAUCGAAUAUGUUCAUAGUCGGCACUUAAUAUAUAGGGAUGUGAAACCAGAGAACUUUCUCAUCGGCAGAACGUCAACAAAACGUGAAAAAAUUAUACAUAUAAUUGAUUUCGGUUUGGCCAAAGAAUACAUUGAUUUAGAUACAAAUAGGCAUAUACCAUAUCGGGAGCAUAAGUCCCUAACUGGAACGGCACGUUAUAUGUCAAUCAACACGCAUAUGGGGCGUGAGCAAUCGCGACGCGACGAUCUGGAGGCAUUGGGUCAUAUGUUUAUGUAUUUCUUAAGAGGUUCACUGCCGUGGCAAGGCCUGAAGGCUGAUACACUCAAGGAGAGAUAUCAAAAAAUCGGUGAUACGAAACGAGCAACGCCCAUCGAGGUGCUUUGCGAUGGACAUCCGGAAGAGUUUGCGACAUAUUUGCGUUACGUACGGCGGUUAGAUUUUUUCGAAACUCCCGACUAUGAUUUUCUGCGAAGACUGUUUCAAGACUUAUUCGAUCGUAAGGGAUAUACCGACGAGGGCGAGUUCGACUGGACAGGGAAGACAAUGUCAACGCCCGUCGGAUCUCUGCAAACUGGCCAUGAAGUCAUCAUUUCACCAAAUAAAGAUCGUCAUAAUGUUACGACUAAGACAAAUGCCAAAGGAGGUGUUGCUGCGUGGCCUGAUGUGCCAAAGCCGGGGGCAACACUGGGCAAUCUAACGCCGGCCGAUCGGCAUGGUUCAGUGCAGGUUGUGAGUUCGACGAAUGGCGAACUAAAUCCGGACGACCCCACGGCCGGACACUCAAACACGCCCAUCACACAGCAGCCGGAAGUCGAAGUGGUCGAUGAAACAAAUGGUUCCUUAUAUUCCAGAUGUUGUUGUUUCUUUAAACGAAAGAAGAAGAAAUCGACGCGCCAAAAAUGACUAGACGGUGUACAAUGUAGUCCAGAACGCGAGGCAGUCACCCUGCUGCGCGCCACUUCACAUUCAAACUCACGGGAUAGCGUAUUGAAUAAUCCGAGUCAGGAUUAUAUCCAGCAGGCAACGUCGCAGCACACGUUGCGUUAUCCUCCAUCCGCGUCGAUGUUGACGCCAACACCAACUACAAACACACCGACACUUCCGUUGUAAUUUAUAUAAAUAUAAAGCCAGAUGCAAAAUGCAAAAAGCAACAAAAAAAUAUAUAUAUUAAAUCAAACAAACAAAACGAAACCCAACAACAAAACAAAAAACAAAAGAACCCGUACACAUUAAAUACACACUAAAAAAACAAACAGUAAAAAACAAACAAUUUUGAUUAAUUAUUGUAAUGAUUGUAUUUUAUUAUUAUUUUUAUUAUUUACCAAUUUUGCGUUUAUUAUAUAAAUUAUUAUAAUUAUUAAUUAUAUUAUUAAUUAAUGCUAUUAUAAAUAAAAUGAAAACAAAAUUCAAACGUAAUUCAAACCGACUAGAAGCAAAGUAUCACUCACAUCCUAGGCAGCUCCUCCCAAAAUCCCGUCGGUGUCUUGUGGAGGGAUUCGGAAAGAAAGCUCUUCAAUACCACAACCACUACAACUCCACUACCAAUGCCCCUCAGAAAACCCAAUUGCUCUUAACUGAAGGAAACUUAAACACACACAAAAACCACUUAAAGCAUAUUUAUAUAUAUUAUAUACAUAUAUUAAAGAGACGAAAACAAAACUAGUGCAGCAUCAUUUAAUGAGAGAAAGAAGAAAAAAACAUAUUUAUACGCAACCAACAAACUUGUAAAUUAUAAUGAAUGAAAAGAAAGCGAAAAUAAACAUCAUUUUUUAAAACUA
Molecule: messenger RNA, 3663 nt
Organism: Drosophila ficusphila
Lineage: Eukaryota; Metazoa; Arthropoda; Insecta; Diptera; Drosophilidae
Gene: gish
Product: casein kinase I
Exons: 12
Coding region: 1364-2788 (474 amino acids)
Biological process (GO): endocytosis; signal transduction; peptidyl-serine phosphorylation
Cellular component (GO): nucleus; plasma membrane; cytoplasm
Molecular function (GO): ATP binding; protein serine/threonine kinase activity
Source: RefSeq, a predicted model, not a curated record